Moneuplotes crassus is the source of this 3534-nucleotide messenger RNA. The record is from the annotation of a GenBank genome assembly. NCBI's taxonomy places the organism in Eukaryota, Ciliophora, Spirotrichea, Euplotida, Euplotidae.
AUGGAUGCAGAGCACACCCGUGUGUUUGAGCUUAACGAAGAAAAUGAAGGGUUCCCAUCUAACUACAUUAAGACUACCAAAUACAACAUUUUUACUUUUGUACCAGUAUCUUUGUUAGUACAGUUUCUCAGGAUUGCGAACAUCUAUUUCCUGAUUAUCUGUAUCUUGACCUUAAUCCCAGCGAUUUCUACUAUUACACCUCUGACUGCAAUCCUUCCACUCGUGUUCGUCUUGCUCGUUUCAAUGAUCAGAGAGGGAAUUGAGGACUUCUACAGAUACACAUCCGAUAGGCAAUCAAACGGAAAGAAGGUAGAUGUUCUGAAUGAAGAUAACAGAUUCGAGGAGCAAUCUUCAAAAGAUCUCAAAGUUGGAGACAUCGUCAUGAUCCAUAGCGAAGAUACCUUCCCUGCAGAUAUUGUAAUGCUCAAAUCCUCCAAUGGUCCAAAUGCUUUCAUCCAAACUAGUAGUCUUGAUGGUGAAAAGAAUCUCAAAAAGCGUUACGUACCCAAGGGGCUUGAUGCUUACACCAAACCAGUUGAUGAACAGACUUACCUUCUUGGAGGAACCUGAACCACUCUUUUGCCAGACAAAGAUUUGCAUGAUUUCACAGGAAAAUUAGAGGUGAAAAACAAGACAUAUGCUCUCUCAAUAGACCAGCUCAUGCUUAAAGAUGCUAAACUCAAAAACACGAAUUGGAUCAUUGGAACAGUGGCUUUCACAGGAAGAGAGACUAAAGUCAUGCUCAACAGUACAAAAUCCAGAAUUAAGAUUAGUAACCUUGAGAAGCAGCUAAACAAUGUCAUCAUCUUCUUGUUCUGUAUCCAAAUCUUGAUAUGUGUAACCCUCAGUGUGAUCAUGGCGAUCUAUGAUGAUGUUAAAGAUGAUAACCAGGACUAUUACCUAGGAAAUGGAAAUUCAGAUGAAAACCCAUUCCUAAAUUUUUUCAGUUUCUUCCUACUAAUGAGCACGCUUAUCCCAAUUUCCUUGAUAGUCACUCUUGAAGUUCUCAAAGUGAUACAGUGUUAUUUCAUCUCCCAAGAUGUCCAUAUGUUCGAUGUUGAAGCUGGAGGAGGUACUAAAGUUAGUUCUACCACAAUCAACGAAGAACUUGGCCAAGUGACUUACGUGUUCUCAGACAAGACCGGAACUCUCACCCAGAAUAUAAUGGAAUUCAAAGCUCUCCAAUGCGGCCACGAAACCUAUGGAGAAGCUGGUGAGGCAGGCUUCACUAGAAAAUUAUCUAACAUUGAGAGGAAGAAGGAGCUCGAAACUAACUUCAAGUCUAGAAAACUUGACAGAGUCUUAAGACAAGGAGCCGGCCACUCUGAUAGCCCAGUUGUGAUCGCUUCGCUUAACGGAAGGACUAAGAUGAAGCUUCGUUCUGAGACUGAAAAAGUUCAAGAGCUUAUAAAGCUUCUCUCUGUUUGUCAUGACUGCGAAGCUGAAGAAGCAACUGUUGAUGGAAAAAAUAUUAAGUUUUAUCAAGGAGCUUCUCCUGACGAGAUCACUUUAGUUGACUUUGCAAGAGACCAAGGCUUUGAGUUUGAUGAAUCUAAUGACAAAAGCAUCUAUACUACUCUAAAUCCAGAAUCUGGCCUUGUAGAAGAGCCUGAAAGAAGAGAGUAUACCAUUCAUAAAAAGAUCCCAUUCACUAGCGCUAGGGCAAGAAUGAGUGUGCUCAUCACAGAUCCUGAUGAUGGAUUAUACAAGCUAUACAUCAAAGGAGCAGAUACUAAAAUCAAAGCUCUCCUAGACCCAAAGCAGAAGGAUCCAAAAGUAAUGGAUACCCUUGAAGAGUUCUUAACCACAGCUUCAACUCAGGGUCUUCGUACCCUCCUUAUGGCUUGCAGAGUUAUCGACCAGCAAGAAUUUGACCAGAUCCAGAGAGAUCUCAAAGAAGCUGAAGCUGAUGUAACCAAUGCUAAGGAAAGAGUAGCCAAAAUUGCAGAAGAAUAUGAAAAAGGUGUCGUUCUCCUUGGUGCAACCUGUGUUGAAGAUAAACUCCAGGAAAAUGUCCCACAAACCCUUGAGGAUUUUAGAAGAGCCAAUAUCAAGGUAUGGAUGCUCACUGGAGACAAACUUGAAACUGCUAAAAAUAUCGGAUUCUCUUGUAAACUUUUGACUGAAGAUAUGUUUAUUUUCCAAGCCCAAGGUCCUGAAGAGGCUAAGGAAGUCUUCACAGAGCAAAGAGUGGAAGACAAUCAGCAACUCAUGAAAGACGGAAAAGCAAGAGCCAUUGUCUUUGAUAGUGGAGCUCUUGGGUACCUAUUUGCUAACCCUCAGUCCUUGAAGCAUUUUAUUUCAAUAGCUAAAUCAUGUAAUGCCGUAGUUCUUAGUAGAGCGAGUCCAGCUCAAAAGGCUGAUAUUGUAACUUUGAUCAAGAAAGAUGACCCUUCUAACAUUACCCUCUCAAUUGGAGAUGGCGCAAAUGAUGUCCCAAUGAUUUCAGUCGCCGAUGUCGGUAUAGGAAUCUUCGGAAAAGAAGGUGUAAACGCAGCCCAAGCUGCUGAUUUUGCAAUUUAUCAGUUCAAAUUCAUCUGGGAUCUUGUCUUAUACCAUGGCAGAUUUAACUACAUCAGAAACUCUGAGCUAAUCUUGUACUUCUUCUACAAAAAUGUGAUAUUUACUAUUCCACAAAUCUAUUUUGCUUUUGUAUCAGAUUUCUCAGCUCAAACAAUCUUUGAUGAUUGGUAUAUCUCAUUCUAUAAUCUAUUCUUCACUUCGAUCCCAAUCAUCAUGAGAUCUAUCUACGAGACUGACAUCGAUUGGCAAGUAUGGGGUAGGAAUGAACAAAGAGACCCUGAGGAAGAUAGGAUGUCUAAAAGAGAGACAAUCCGUAACUUCACCCCUAGGCUGUACUACAUUGGAAACAGGAAGACAAUUUUCACCUAUAAAAACUAUGCUAUAUGGCUCUGAAUCUCUGUAACCCACAGUGUGAUAGUCUUUUUCGGUACAUACUUUGUCUACCAAAAUGCUAUCUUCGAAGAAAGUGGUAAAACACCUGAUCUCUGGUCAUACAGUGUAGGAAUGUUCUUCUCCAUAAUUCUGGGUGUGACUAUCCGACUAAUGGUGACACAAAGGCUGCACAACGUCUUCAGCAUGCUUUCAGUAGUCUUCCUGAGUCUUCUGCUCUAUUACACUUACAGUUGGUUAUCCAACCUGACCAGCUUCAGUAAGACUUAUUUAACAAGCGAGCAGUUGCACACAUCUCCUCUGUUUUAUUUGACCGUUUUCAUUUGCGCCGGAUUUAUCUUCUUGAUGGACUUUUUCCAACAGAGCAUCUUGGUCAAUUUAAUGGAAUCUCCUUCUGAAUAUAUGAGGAAGGCUGUCAAUAGUAAUAAGGGACUUCCUGAUGGAUGGGAGAUGGAAUUUGAUCGAUUGAUGAAGAAAAAGGAGCAUAAGUUCACAAUGCAAGACAUCGCCAAAGAGAACAACAACGUCGAAAGAAGAGAAAAAAGAAUGGUCAAGCUCGAGAAAGAACUUGAAGAAAAGAGAGAAAAACUAAGGAAAGAAGCUGCCAAGCAAAGAUCAUAA